This is a messenger RNA of Tribolium castaneum (red flour beetle), 7131 nucleotides long. RefSeq names its product crumbs (gene crb). The transcript has 12 exons. Gene Ontology annotation, molecular function: calcium ion binding; Notch binding. The record is from RefSeq and is a predicted model, not a curated record. Bases 216 to 6767 code for a protein of 2183 amino acids. Lineage: Eukaryota; Metazoa; Arthropoda; Insecta; Coleoptera; Tenebrionidae.
ACAACAAAAUCACUAAAAUUGUCACUAGAAAAAGUGUUGUGUGGGUGCUGGGUGUUGUUGUCUUGUGAACCUGUCGUUUAUUUUGUGUUUAUUUACUGGUUUUAAAUAAUAAAAUUAUGUUUUUUUCAACAUAAACACACCUCCCCGUUGUUGCUUCAUGGUGCAUAUGAUUUUAAUGAAUGUAACGAAAAAACCGCAAUCCAGUUGUCUCAAAGAUGGGUUUCUUGAGUUCUUGGAGGUUGGGACCAAUUUCUGUUUUCUUGGCAAUUUGCUGCAUUUGUAGCAUAAAUUGCCAAAACUUGGGACCAUCAAAUACUCCAGAAGCUUAUUUCAACGGCUCAGCUUAUCUACGUUUACAAACGACUAUUUCUCCAAUAAAACAAACAGGUCUCAGCUUUCGGACAUGCACAGGUGGCGGCCUAUUUUCCCAACAACAAAACGACGAUUUCCUCGAAGUCUCUGUUAAUUCGGAGGGCGUGAUAUUUUUCGCAAAAACAGCCGGCAAACAAUUCAAUAACAAAAUUUUCGGUAAUUUCAUCAACAAUAAAUGGCACGUUGUGUUCCUUUAUUACGAGCAAGGGAACUUAACUCUGAGAGUCGAUAACGAAAAACAGUUGGUGGCAAAUUCGAGUUACCAAACCGAACUCAUCACAAACCCCGGCUUUUACAACGAGGGGGCUUCAGUCCUCCUCGUGGGCAAACAAUUCAACGGUUGUCUCCUCGAAGGCCCCUCUCUUGUCUUCAACCAUUCGAUUAUUUACAACCACAAUGUUAAAUUCGAGCCUUGCCCCAUUCCUGAAGACUCUUGUAUUCUCCAAGUGAUCGAUUACUGCGUCACUGAGCCUUGUAUGCGUCGUGGCACGUGCCACAACAGCCCCAAAGGUUACAAUUGCACGUGCCAGCCACGAUACACGGGAAAAAAUUGCGAGAUGGAUUUGGGGAAUCCCUGCGAAAGAAAUCCAGCGAUUUGCAAGAACGGGGCCACGUGUAAUGCGGACAACACGGGGGUUUACACGUGCACGUGUCCCCCAAAUUUCACAGGCAAACACUGUGAACAACUAAUCGUUGUGAAUCAACAGUGUCAGGACAAUCCGUGCCAAAAUGGGGCCACGUGUGUCUCGAAUGGAAAUAUGGAGUGUUUGUGUUUACCGGGUUUCGAUGGGCCUAAGUGCGAGUUUAAUAUCGACGAUUGUAAGGGAAAUCCGUGCAAGAAUGGAGGGAUUUGCAGGGAUGGACUGGAUAAUUUCACCUGUGAUUGCAGUAGGACUGGAUAUACAGGGCGUUUUUGUCAAAUUAACAUCAAUGAAUGUGAGACGAGUCCUUGUUUGAAUCAUGGGACUUGUUUCGACACGUAUGGAGGAUUUUUGUGCCAGUGUCCGCCGGGAUAUGGGGGCGCAUAUUGUCAAAAUACUUUACACGCAUGUUCAUCACAACAAUGUCUCAACGAGGGCCAAUGCAUUAACACCCCUGACGGUUUUAAAUGCAUUUGCCCAGAUGGGUUUGCUGGUGAACGUUGCGAAGCUGGCGAAAGACAAAUUUCCUGUGAUGGAACGAAAUGUCCACCAUAUGCCGACUGUGUAAAAGCCGGCAACAAUUUUGGAUGUAUUUGCAAACCAGAAUAUCCAGGAAAUUAUCCGAAUUGUUCCAUUCCCAAUAUUUGUGCUAAUAAUCCAUGCAAAAAUCAAGGCAUUUGCACGUCUUGGAAUGGUUAUUUCAAUUGUUCGUGCUCACCGGGCUUCACAGGUCAACUUUGCGAAAUACCUGUCGAUUCGCAACCGAAUUGUAACUCAAAUCCUUGCCAGAAUGGGGGCUCUUGUUUCGAUAAACCCACCGGUGGUUUUUACUGCAAUUGCACGGACCAGUGGAUGGGCACUUAUUGCAACGAGUCGUAUGAUGUUUGUAAAUUGGAGCCUUGCCAGAAUAACGCUACUUGUAUUUCUUCGCAAAAUAAGCGCGAUUUCGUCUGCGAAUGUUUGCCGGGCUUUGAAGGACAACAUUGCGAGAGGAACAUCGAUGAUUGUGUGGGGGUUACGUGCCCCUAUGGUCAAGUGUGCUUCGAUUUGGUUAAUGAUCACGAGUGUAGGUGUCCUCUGGGUUAUAAAGGGGAGAAUUGUACCAUUGACGCUGACCCAUGUGCCAAAAAACCGUGUAUGAAUGGGGCCACAUGUCAGAUGAACCAUAACGAGAAUGGGUUUGUUUGUAAUUGUUUGGAGGGUUUUUCGGGGGAGAGAUGCGAAACGGAUAUUGAUGAGUGUAAAAAUCAGCCGGGAAUUUGCAAUGAGGGGAUCUGCCAGAAUGAGCUUGGAGGAUUUCAGUGUUAUUGCAGGCCGGGGUAUACAGGGGAACGAUGCGAUUUGGAUUUUGAUGAGUGUUUAUCGAUGCCCUGUCGGCAUCAAGCCACUUGUCUUAAUAAAGUUAAUAAUUACGAGUGCAUUUGUCCCCCUGGGUAUGAAGGCAAAGACUGCUCAAUUAAUAUAAAUGAGUGCGAGCCAAUGCCGUGCAUGAAUGGCUCCACGUGCAUUGAUGGGAUCAAUAAAUUUACGUGUAAUUGUCAGCCGGGGCUUACGGGGAAGAUUUGCGAAAUUAAUAUCGACGAUUGUGAGUCAUCUCCAUGUCUGAACGGCGCCGAAUGCAUCGACGGCCUCAACAGCUACACCUGCAACUGCACCGACACCGGCUACACCGGCACCCACUGCGAGACAAACAUCAACGAUUGCAUAGGCGACCCUUGCGAAAACGGCGCUUCCUGCGAGGACAAAGUCAAGGACUACGAUUGCCACUGCUAUGCCGGUUAUUCUGGCAAAAACUGCGAAAUCGACAUCAACGAAUGCGACAGCAAUCCGUGCAAACACAACGGCACAUGUUACGAACACUCGAACCAAACCCUCUACCAACUCUCUGACCAAACCCUCCCCGAAAUUUUCUCGGCGGAAUUUAGCUACGACAAAGCCGCCGGUUACGAAUGCCUGUGCGUUGACGGCGUCACAGGCGAAAAUUGCGAAAUCGACAUCAACGAAUGCGAAAGCAAUCCGUGCUUUGAAGGCACUUGUGUGGAUAAAAUCGGGGGGUUUGCCUGCACGUGUGAUGAGGGUUUCGAGGGCGAGAGGUGCGAUAUAGACAUCAAUGAAUGCGAACGGUUCAAACCGUGCGUUUACGGGAAAUGUUGGGAUAGGAGAGCGUCGUAUUAUUGCGAAUGUGACGCGAAUUACGGCGGGAAAAACUGUUCGGUUGGAUUAACAGGCUGUGAUACCAACCCGUGUUUGAACUCCGGGACGUGCAAACCGUAUUUAAUCGACGAAAACAUCCACAGGUUCAAUUGUUCGUGCCCUCAUGGCUAUUACGGACAAGUUUGCGAAAAAAUCACCACGAUGUCGCUAUCGGGGAAGUCCCUAAUUAUUGUAAACACGUCACGGGAGGAAGGCUAUGACAUCCAGUUCCGUUUCAAGACAACACUGGGCGAUGGAUUAUUGGCUUUGGGCAAAGGCUUGACUUAUUACAUUCUUGAAUUAUCCCGAGGGCGCCUAAACUUGCACUCAAGCCUGUUGAAUAAGUGGGAGGGUGUUUUCAUCGGAUCGAACUUAAACGACAGUCAAUGGCAACGCGUUUUCGUUGCGAUUAACUCAACUCAUCUUGUUUUAUCAGCGAACGACGAACAAACAAUUUAUCCGAUCAGUUUUAACGAAAUAUCAAAUGGCACCACCUAUACCAGUUUCCCCUUGACAUACAUUGGGGGGAUCCCAAGCAAUUUGAAAAAACUCACCCAUGGUAAAACCUACUUGGUUGGUUGUACCGAAGACGUGCUCAUCAACGGCGAAUGGAUUUUGCCACCAAGCUCAAGCCCACACACAAAUCCCGCGUUCACUUUUCAAGAAGUGGAGCCAAGUUGUAAGAGACAGCCGCAGUGUAAUCCGAACCCGUGUCAUUCAGGGGGGCACUGUACCGAUCUCUGGGUCAAUUUUAAGUGUACUUGUGGACGGCCCUACUUGGGGGACACUUGCCAAUACAAUUAUACAGCUGCGACUUUUGGUUAUGAAAAUAUAACCGAUUCUUUGGUUACGGUUUACGUGGACAGUGCUGCAAGACGGGCUGUUCGUACCAUAGUCGAUAUUAGCAUGUUUAUAAGGACGAGGCAACCAAAAGGACAGAUUUUUUAUCUAGGGUCCUUGCCAAGGACUAUGAAUCCGUCGGAGGAGACGUACAUUGCAGCACAGUUGGAAGGGGGCGAAUUGUUGGUCAGGAUACAGUUUAAUGGUACUCCAGAGGCUUAUACUGUAGGCGGUGUGAAGUUGGAUAAUGGAUACGACCAUUUAAUUGAGGUCAUCAGAAACGUCACUUUAGUGCAAGUAAAACUAAAUGGAACUGAAUAUUUCCGCAAGACAAUUUCAGCAACGGGUACCCUCGAUGCUCAAGUCCUCUUUCUCGGGGGACCCCCACAAACCCGACCGGUGCGCCAAGCCAACGACAACUUAGUCAAAAUCGAUACAAUUUCCCCAACUUCUUCAGCCGUAAUAGCAACUCCUUUAAGCAACGUCCACUUCAAGGGAAUCAUCCAAGACGUUCAAAUAAGCAACGGAUCGUCGGUCAUGAUCGUCGAAUUCUUCCCUCUGAACGUGAAAGACUUAGACAUCCCGAAAUCGUUCGGUGAAGUUCGAUUUGACGAAACUUCGGUCCUUGAAGGCGUCCGAUCUGAUAACUCCUGCCGAAUAAAUCCGUGUUUACACAACGGUGUGUGCGAAAACACGUGGAAUGAUUACAGAUGUAUCUGUACGCGGGGUUUUAAGGGGAAAGAUUGCUCGGAUUUGGAGUUUUGUGAAAUUGAAAGGUGUCCCAAAGAAUCAGUUUGCAAAAAUCUCGAAGACGGAUCUGAAUGUGUCGCUAAUGCGACUUUUGAUGGUAAAACACCACCACUUAAAUACCGGCUAGUGACUUGGCCCAAUUCGACCAAAAUCGUGUCUUAUGAUACUUUAGAAGUGACCUAUCGGACGAGGUCAUGGGGGACCAUUUUUUUCGCGAAACAUGAAAACGACUUUUUUGCCAUUUUUAUUUAUCAUAAUGAGGUUGUGGUGGAAUGGUCUAUUAACAAAAUGGGGGAUAGUAAACGGUUCAGGAAGGAUUAUUUCGAGGGGCAGUGGUUGACCAUCUACUUCGAAUACAAAAAUUCAAUUCUGAAAGGAGGUUUCAAAGACAUGGUCAUGGACGAAGCGCCUAAUAUGAAAGUUGCCAACUUUGAUAUUGAGGGUUUUACACGGAUUUUAACUUUUGGUGAUAUUUACGUCGCGGGAAGCGAUGAAGUCACACUUGAUUAUCAAAAUAUUAUCAAUAGUUCAAAUGAUAAUAUGACUGGGUAUAUCCCCUACAGUGAUACCACCACAACACCAUCGACCACAAGUAAUUCAGUUGAAGAAAAUGACUUCUUUUCUGAUGUUUCGUUGUUCAAAGUGGACCAAAACAAGUCAACUGACUUUUUUAAGGGAUGUAUUAACGAGAUUAGGAUCGGCGGUAUUUUGCUGCCGUUUUUCCCAUCGAAUGAACUUUUCCAAAAAUAUCACUAUUUCGAGCUUUACUCCGAAAACCGUCCCCAAAUUGGUUGCAUUCUCUGCCACCCGAUCGACUGUUACAAUCAAGGAGUGUGUGCCAACCCUCUGGAAUUUUACAAAUGUAACUGUCCGGCCGGUUUUGCAGCCGACGAUUGUUCGAUAGACAUCAAUGAAUGUGAGAAAAACGAGUGUCAGAACAAUGCCACUUGUAUAGAUCUUGUCGCUGAAUACGAGUGCAAGUGCGAACCAGGAUUUGAGGGCGAACAUUGUGAAACCGACAUCGAUGAAUGUGCAAGUAACCCGUGCCGCCAUGGGGGCACCUGUAACGACGCCAUCGGAACAUUCAAAUGCGAAUGCCCCGAAGGCUUCGCCGGCAAACAAUGCGAAGCCCCUAUACUCAUAACUUGCGACAAUAAACCAUGCAAAGAGGGCGCCACUUGCAAAACGGGUCCAAACGAAAUCACCGGUAACAACUUCACUUGUAUUUGCACCCCAGGCAUGGAGGGCCCCCUUUGUGACACCCCCUUCUGUUACCAACAACCUUGCAUAAACAACGGUACGUGUGUCACUGAGACCGAAGUACCGUUCUGUAAUUGCACAGUUCGGGGUUUCGAGGGCAAAUUCUGCGAAAUAAACAUCGACGAUUGUGAUAUUCCGACUGGAAAUCCGUGCCAACACGGCGGCAUUUGCAACGACCAAGUAAACAAAUACGAAUGCGAUUGUAAUGGGACAGGCUGGGGUGGCCUACUAUGCGAAAACGACAUCAAUGAGUGUGUACAAAUGCCCGAGCCGUGUGGUGUUGGCGGAAAAUGCGAAAACUUCGAAGGGGGCUAUAAUUGCGUCUGCGAUGAUAAGUCAAAGUGUGGGCAUUCGUGUCUUUUGGACAACCCCUGUGAUUCCCAGCCUUGUGUUCAUGGGGAUUGUACUCCUGCAUGCACCGACAAGGCCGACUAUAUUUGCAAAUGUAGGGAGGAGUACACCGGGAAAAAUUGCAGUGAUUAUAAAGUAGCAGCGAGUCAAAUGGACCAUAUUAACAUUUUGUAUAUCAUUAUCCCGAUUGUUUUGAUUUUGAGUGUAGGUAUCGCGAUUGGGUUGGCAGUACUUGUUAAUGUGGCUCGGAGUAAAAGGGCAACGAGGGGAACGUAUAGUCCAAGUGCCCAGGAAUUUUGUAAUCCCAGAGUUGAGUUGGACCAUGUUUUGAAACCUCCACCCGAGGAAAGGCUUAUUUAAUUGUUUUUUGUUAAUUUUGACGGCAUUCGAAUCAGUAGGUUUAGUAUUUAUUGUAGAUACUCAUUUGUUCGGUUUUUACGCAAAGUAAUGUAACAUAGUACUUAAUCUUUUUAUUAAUGAUAGUAUUAUUUAAAACAGUGCGCUGUUAACGGCAAUAAUCAAUUUCAAGCCGUCCAUUGUAGUAUUGUGAUAAUGGUAGGACAAAAGUGUAAUUAUUAAGAAAAAUGUAGACCAAAGUGUGUAUAUAUUUUUUUAUCUAUAUAGAUUUUCUACGUUUUAUUUGGUGUAAUUUAUGAAGUGAUGCAAGUCGGAUUUGUACUUAAUGCUCUGUAACGUUUAAAUAAAAUUCCAACACUUUUUAUAA